GCAGUAAUGUACCGGCUGCCUGGACUCUUCUCCUCCUCCUCGUCUCCUAACCGGAUUGUCCAGCAGGGACUCUGUAGGAGCCUCUGGGGGGAGUGACAGUGCAGAGGACCGGCUGUACCCCAGGUGGAGAAUCCACAUUGAAAACUGGAUGUGAAGGGGAGCCGCCAAGGUCAUGAUCGACUGGCCCAAUGUGACGGCGUCCGGCAACCAGGAGCUGGGCCUGAAACCCGAGGAGCUGCAGAAGUCCAAAUGUGUCCUGGGUUUCAUUCCCGUCAUCUACUACAGCAUUCUGCUCUCCAUCGGAGUACCAGUAAACAUCCUCACAGCAGUGGCCUUGUGCAGACUGGCGUCCCGCACUAAGAAGGCUCUGUACUACUACCUCUUGGCAGUGACAGCCUCAGAUAUUCUCUCCCAGCUCUUCAUCAUCUUCGUCGGCUUCCUGCUGGAGACGGCAGUUUUUCACCGGGAUGUCCCCGCUCUCCUGCUGCACUCUGUCAGCGUCGCCGAGUUUGCAGCCAACCACGCUUCCAUAUGGUCCACCGUACCGCUCACUGUGGACCGCUACGUGGCGCUGUGCCACCCCCUCCUCCACCGGCAGAUCAGCUACCCGGCACGAGCCAGGAAGAUUAUCGGGGUGGUCCUGGCAACAUCGAUCGCAUCGGGCGUGCCUUUCUUCUGGUGGUCAGACAUGUGGAGGAACAGCCAUCCGCCCACAGCGCUGGACGCCGUCCUCAUAUGGACACAUGUGACUAUCAUCUACUUCCUGCCGUGCAGCAUCUUCUUAGUGCUGAACUCUCUGAUAAUCCACACACUGAGGGUGAGGCAGAGAGAGCAGCGCUGUCAGGAGGAGCAGGGGACCAAGUCGGUGCCACUGCAAAGACUCGGGAAAACCACGGCCAUGCUGCUGGCCAUCACCUCAGUGUUCUCAAUCCUGUGGGCGCCCAGAACCAUCGUGGUCAUCUACCACCUGUACGUGUCCACUGUUCAUCGAGACUGGCGCAUCCACCUGGCCUAUGACCUCUCCAACAUGCUGGCCAUGCUCAACACCGCAGUCAACUUCUUCCUCUACUGCUUCGUCAGUAAGCCUUUCCGCAGCGCCGUACGGGAAGUCAUACUGCUCAGGGGGUCGCCGCUCUACUCUCGCCGCGCUCUGCCCCAGCAGCAGGUCCCCACCAACGCCUCCAUUUCCUCUCUGUACAGUGGGAACAGCAAGCGGUUUCAGCGGGACUUCACCCCCUUGUCACCUCAUGGGGCCAGAAAGCCCUCAUGACCCUGUGACUUGUCCUCUUAAUCCAAAACACCCAUCAUCCCACGGUCCCGGUGCACUCCUCACCCCAGGGACGCGUACUGUGUUCCAGCUACGACUGUGGGCAGCGACCGGUCGGCCCUGGGGCGCUCUCAGAGGGCCUGAUAGCGGCUUAGCAUGAUUUUCGUCUUACAGUGUUUGACCUCGUGUUGUUUGUCCAUGUAAAUCAGAUAACGUGACAGCCUAUUUAUUUUUCUUGAGAAGAAUCUGAGGAAAUAAAAGUAGAUUUUUUUUCCAUAGAUGGUAGUAAUGUGACUGAUUUGUUUAUAUUUUUACAAAACAAAACAGAAGGACAAAAUCCCUUUUUGAACAAUAAUGUAAGCCCAGAUGUAGAUUCGUGUUAAUAUUAAAGACUUUUUGCAUAUUAAGUGCAAUCAGUGAUCGUUGCUGUUCCUUCGGUCAUGUAACCUGGUGUGACAUUCACUCUGGAAGCUGCAAAGAUGUCCGAAUAAGAGUGAUAAUGUUGAAUAAACAGUUUUUUUCUGCAGUUGUAUAAAGACAAGGAGUGAAUCAAUAGGCAGUGUGACAGGACUCUGUCACUGCACUGUGCUCCCAGCCAUUAAAAACCAUCCAACUUGACAAAGCCUCAAAUGAAAGCUCAGUUUUUUAAGCCACAGGAGUGAAGGCCUGCUUUUCAGACAACUGUAUCACUCACCAAUGUGGCCUCAGCUCUAGCCUGAUAGUCUGCACUAACACUAACACUAACACUACACUCACAAGGAAGCGUGGACGCUUUUGCAUGCACAGCCACUGCAUUUCCACCAAACGAUGUAAAAGUUGCAAAUGUUCUACCAUCUAAUUGUAAAUAUGCACAAAUUAAGACUGUUGUUGACCUUCAACAUUCAAGCAUUAGGUAUCUUAGUCUUCUGAAAGUAGACGUGACUGCACGCCCCUGUUUGUAAUUUACCAUAAUUUACAAAUGAGCUUUAUGUUGUGUUCAUUAAGACUUCAAAUACGUGAUUGAGUCAAUGCACUCAUCACAAAACUAUUUACUGAAGUCCUAUCACGAGGGAGCCGAGGGAGGUUUUCCCCUGGACAUUUAUAUAAACAGAUGUGUUUUUACAACCAGAGGCCUCAUUUUCAGUCGGAUGUUCCUGGAAAAUCAUUUACUAAUCAUUUAAAUGGUAGAAAAAAGAAAUAAAUCAGAGUAGUUACUGUUCUGAAAUAAAUAAUCAGCAAAUGGUUUAAAUUGUGUACAAUUUUAUGGACAUGGUUAAAUAUUUUAUGUACUAAUAUUUCAAGUGUAUUUAGGAUGUAUUUGAAUCUCGUUCCUCGAUGGUGAGAUUCUGUGGACUGCACACUGUGCAUGACAGCAGCCUUCGCUCCCUGCACACACACAGCUCCAGUCAUACCAGUUCACUCUGACACAGCUGUCGUAUAACCGUCUAUUCUGUAGGUUAAAGUAAACCUACUGCAGGACGGCACUGAUUAGAAACAGCUAAAUUGGUACUGAAUAAUAAUUAAAUAUGAUUAAUUAGCUUAAUGGGCUCGUAUUUCUCUUGCAGAAUAGUGAAGGCAGCAACAUUUUAGCAUGUAAGUUGCCAAAAGGGCACAUUUCUACUUGCAGUCUUAGAAGUUCCAGCCUUUAUAUACAAACUAUGAUAUAAAAGAACAAAUCAUUUUCUUCCUCCGCACUGCUUUCAACAUCAAACAACACUGGAGCCUCAUUUCAUCCUAGUGUCCAAGGAUUGCACGUAAAUGAUCAGUUUCCACGAACGAGCUCAGAGAUGAGAACAACUAGUGUAACUUAAUGCAUUUGUCAGUUUUUUUAUUUGUAUUGGUGAAUUGUUUUUUCUUGUGGUUGGAUUUUCUUUGAUGGUCAAAAACUGUUUGCAUUCAAUAAAAAUCGAAAAUGUAUUUAAA
Haplochromis burtoni (Burton's mouthbrooder) is the source of this 3169-nucleotide messenger RNA. RefSeq names its product G protein-coupled receptor 142 (gene gpr142). Gene Ontology annotation, cellular component: membrane. NCBI's taxonomy places the organism in Eukaryota, Metazoa, Chordata, Actinopteri, Cichliformes, Cichlidae. Gene Ontology annotation, biological process: G protein-coupled receptor signaling pathway. The transcript is spliced from 3 exons. Gene Ontology annotation, molecular function: G protein-coupled receptor activity. The coding region runs from base 173 to 1270 and encodes 365 amino acids. The record is from RefSeq and is a predicted model, not a curated record.